Molecule: messenger RNA, 2127 nt
Organism: Ceutorhynchus assimilis (cabbage seed weevil)
Lineage: Eukaryota; Metazoa; Arthropoda; Insecta; Coleoptera; Curculionidae
Source: the annotation of a GenBank genome assembly
UAAUUAUCGAUAUCCUUUCCAUCAAUUUUUUCCUAACCUCAAUCUAAUGUUUACAUUUUGAAUCAUAAUGUUUAAAAUUAAAUUUUGUGGAAAUCUUGCUCAAAAAUAUCUAGUUUCGCCCUUACUGAGUACGAGAAUCAUUCAGACAACAAACUCCCAAAAACCUAAAACAUUUAGUUCUUUGCCAGACAGUGAAAAUGAUUACAACAAACCAAAACAACAUUUCAAAAGCAUGCCCCCAAAUCCAGUCAAAUCCUGGAAACCAAUCGAAUCUGAACAAGAAUAUCUGGUAAAAAUUAAAAACGAUCCUGAUACUUUCGGCAAUGACACCGAUACACUUAUAGAAUAUCCAGACAAAGGUGACAUUUUGGAAGAGAAAUUUUUCACUGAGCAACCCAAGCCCGGUCAAAGACUGAGCACCAAAAAAUAUGCUGAUUUAAUAAAAACUUACAUCAGGCAACGUAAAAUAAAAGAAGCCAUAGACGUGUUAGAAGUAAGAAUGUUAAAAGAAGACAGAGUCAAGCCUGAAAAUUACAUUUACAAUCUACUAUUGGGUGCCUGUGGAAGAGUUGGAUACACUAAAAAAGCCUUUAUGCUUUAUAACAAUAUGAAAAAAAGAGGGCUUCAAGUUCACCCAGGUACUUACACAGCACUAUUUAAUGCUUGUGCCAAUAGUCCUUGGCCCUUAACUGAUGGCCUUACAAGAGCAAAACAUUUAUACGAUAUUAUGAUAGAAAAAAGCCAUCAACCAAAUGACACAAAUUACAAUGCAAUGAUAAAAGCAUUUGGUAGAUGUGGCGACUUACCUAUGGCAUUUUCAUUAGUGGACGAAAUGGCACAGAAAGGAUUCCCUAUUAAAAAUGACACAAUUAAUUUUCUAUUGCAAGCCUGUGUGAGUGAUAAAGACACUGGAUUUAGGCAUUCUUUACUUGUAUGGAGAAAGUUAAUUGAAAAAAACAUUAAACCUGAUAUUUUUACUUUUAAUUUGCUACUAAGAUGUGUAAGAGAUUGUGGAUUAGGCAACAUUGAAGCUACCAAAGAAGUUAUCGAGAAAAUAGUUUGUCCAGAAAGUAAUAGAUUAUAUUUGAGCCAAGGCGAAGAGUUGGAGAAUGUACAAAAAGACUUAUCAGUAGAUUUGAGGCCAAAUUUGUUAGCCAAACAGGCACAUUUAGGCAACAUACUUUCUCUAUCAGAAAUCAGUAAACCUGAAGACAAGCUUUUAUUGGUUGGAGGUUGUAAAGGGUUUCUUGAAACAAUGUCUCAACACAAAUGUAUUCCAGAUAUUAAAACUUUUACACAAUUGUUGAAUAGUUUACCAAGCACACAAGCUGCUGAAAAAGAGUUAAUUGCAGCCAUGAAAAAAGCAAAUGUUGUAGCUGAUAUUGAUUUUUAUAAUAUGCUUAUCAAAAAAAAGAGUUUAAGGUCUGAUUACAAAGGUGCUAGAGAAGUGUUAGCCUUGAUGGAAAAUAAUGGGAUGCGUCCAGAUUUAAUCACUUAUGGUGUGCUGGCUAUAGGAUGUAAAACCAAAGAAGAAGCCCUAGAUUUAGUUGAUCAAAUGAAGUCUUCAGCUUAUACGUUAAAUGCAGUUAUAUUAGGAGCAAUGCUUCAACAAGCCUGCUACCACCAAGCAUUCGACUACAUCAAUGAAAUUAUGCAACUAUGCCUCAGAGACAACGUCCCAGUCAAUAAAAAAUUCCUGGAGCAUUUGGACAAUUUCAAAAAAAAGAUGAAAAAUAAAUUGGCCUCUAGAAAAGCAAGCAAAUACGAAGUGGGGCAAUUUUCUAUUUUCAAAGAAAGGUACAAGACCUGGUUGACUGAAGUGCAAGCUGAUGAAACCGAAGAGGCCCAUCCUUGGCAACAGUAUCGUCAAGAGCGGCCUGGAGAUGUGAAACAUUUUAGUCCCAAAGAUUCUGAGAGAUUUAAACCACGUCAUUCUUCAAGAUUUAAAGUGAAGACGUCAAUAAAGCAUAGAGAAAAGGGACACAGUUAUUGAUUAUUAUCUAAAAUAAUAAUUGUACUCUGUGAUAAAUUAUUUUUUAAUAAAUUUUGAGGAAAUAUAAUGAAUGUACAAUCCACUGAGAAAGUAUUGCAAAAUAAACCUGUUUGUGAUGUCACAUUCAGAGGUGG